Plasmodium malariae is the source of this 1317-nucleotide messenger RNA. RefSeq names its product conserved Plasmodium protein, unknown function. Lineage: Eukaryota; Apicomplexa; Aconoidasida; Haemosporida; Plasmodiidae. The record is from RefSeq and is a predicted model, not a curated record. Bases 1 to 1317 code for a protein of 438 amino acids. The transcript has a single exon.
AUGGAAUACUUAAGCAAGUUAUACGUAAAACACGUCGGGAAAGAAAAGGAGGAUGAAUAUUACGAUAACAACACAGUGAGGAAAAUAAAAUUGAAAAAUUGUUGUAAAAGAUGGAGCAAUAAUAUGAAUAAUAAAAAUAUUUUACUUAAUUAUAAAAACGAAAUUGAUGAAAAUUCAUUUUUACAAAUUUUCGAAAGAACAUGGAAACUACUUUUUAAAGAAGAGAAUAAAAAAGCUCAGUUACUUUAUCAUAAAGAAGAGGAAAAUAUAUACAACUUGCCAAAUUUUUUAAUUAUAGAUAGUAUUAAUAAUAACAUAGAUGAUGAAGGUGAUAGUGAUGAUAAUUUCGUGUUAGAUGAAGUAGACAACAAUGCCGAUUGUUUUCUGAACCACGACGAAAAUGAUGAGGGGCAUUGUGCAUUAUUGGGAAGUGAUGAGGAUGGCAGUGGUAAAAUUAGUGUUGAUAGUGGUAGUACCAGCAUUGUUAAAAACGGAAUCCACAGCAUUGAUGAAAUUGGAAGCCCCAUCAUGGAUGGAACUGGAAGCCCCAACAUGGAUGAAAUUGGAAGCCCCAUCAUGGAUGAAACUGGAAGGAUCAGCAUUAAUAACACAAAAAACAGCAUCAUUAAUAAUGUAGCCAAUACCAGUAUUAGCAAUACUAGCAACAGUAACAACUGCUUGAAUGCCCCCUCAAACCAAACAGAGGAAAGAAAAAUUAGAUUAAACAAAAAUAAUCCCAUAAAUAAGAAAUAUAUCGAUAUAUAUCAUAAACACGAUAAUUCCUAUAGUUUUUACAACAAAGAAAUAGACGACUUUUUAAUUCUGCCUGACCUUUCGCCGAAUAAUGAUGAGGAAGAAAUUGACAAAACUAAAAUAUACGAUGAAAUGUUUAAUUUAAAAACUAGCAUUGUGAUAAGUAAAAACGAGAUUCACGAGGACUCGGAGGAGUGUAAUGUUAGCGGAGACGGUAACAUAAGCGGAAAUAGCAACAGCAGUAGUAACAGCAGUAGUAACAGCAGUAGUAACAGCAAUAGCAACAGCAAUAGCAACAGCAAUAGCAACAGCAGUAGUAACAGCAUUAACGACAGCAUUAACGACAGCAGUAGCAACAGCAGUAGCAACAACAGUAGCAACAACAGUAGCAACAGCAGUAGCAACAACAGUAGUAAUAUUGACAGCACAUCCGACGAAGCUGUAAUGGUAAACACACCAAAUGCAAGUAAUGCUGAUAAUAAAGAUAAUUAUUGUAGCGUAAGCGGUGAAGAUAAAUUUCAAGUAGAAGAACAAACUAUGGAAGAGGCUAUCGGGUUAUCGUAA